AUGCAACAGCCCGGGAAAGAGACAGCUGCAGGUGUGUUUGUGCUGGGAGGAGCAGUGGUCCUCCGCCCCCCAUCCCUGGAAGAUGUAAGGACGAGCACACCACCACCUGCCCCAUCACUCUUCACCACCAUGAACACACUCCUGAUCCUAGCCUUUGUGGGUGCCGCUGUUGCCUUCCCCAUUGACGACGAUGACAAGAUCGUCGGGGGCUACACCUGUGCGGAGAAUUCUGUCCCCUACCAGGUCUCUCUGAACUCCGGCUACCAUUUCUGUGGAGGAUCCCUUAUCAAUGACGAGUGGGUGGUGUCAGCAGCUCACUGCUACAAGUCCCGCAUCCAAGUGAGGCUGGGAGAGCACAACAUUGAAGUCUUGGAGGGCAACGAACAGUUCAUCAACUCGGCCAAGGUCAUCCGCCACCCCAAUUACAACAGCUGGACCCUUGACAAUGACAUCAUGCUGAUCAAACUGGCCUCGCCUGCCACCCUCAGCUCCCGAGUGGCCUCCAUAUCCCUGCCCAGUGCCUGCGCGCCCGCUGGCACCCAGUGCCUCAUCUCCGGCUGGGGCAAUACCCUGAGCAGUGGUGCCAACUACCCAGACCUGCUGCAGUGCCUGAACGCCCCCCUGCUGAGUGAUGCUGAGUGCAAGGCCUCCUACCCUGGGGAGAUCACCAGCAACAUGAUCUGUGCUGGCUUCCUCGAGGGCGGCAAGGAUUCCUGCCAGGGUGACUCUGGUGGCCCUGUGGUCUGCAAUGGAGCACUCCAGGGAAUCGUCUCCUGGGGCUACGGCUGUGCCCAAAAGGACAGGCCUGGAGUCUACACUAAGGUGUGCAACUAUGUGGACUGGAUUCAGGAAACCAUAGCUGCCAAUAGCUAA
Molecule: messenger RNA, 873 nt
Organism: Nycticebus coucang (slow loris)
Lineage: Eukaryota; Metazoa; Chordata; Mammalia; Primates; Lorisidae
Product: anionic trypsin
Exons: 5
Coding region: 1-873 (290 amino acids)
Biological process (GO): proteolysis
Molecular function (GO): serine-type endopeptidase activity
Source: RefSeq, a predicted model, not a curated record